AUGGAGGAGGAAAUGUUCUUUGCAAUUUCCGGUCACAACUUCACGGUUGUUGGACUUGACGGUGCAUAUCUGACUCCGAUACCCACAAACUACAUCACGAUAACUCCUGGCCAAACGAUGGACAUAUUGCUCACUACGAAUCAGACUCCGCGUAGUUACUACAUGGGUGGAAAGGCUUUUGUCGACUCCAAAUUUGGUACACCCAUGAACUCCACAACAAGAGCAAUUCUUCAAUACCGCAAUUAUAAAGGCACUGAAACUCCAGUUGAUCUUGGAGACCUUCUUCCAGCUGAUUCAAAAAACGCGAGUUAUGCAAAGGCCUUCACCGAAAGAGUUCGAACCAGCGGAUUGACAGGCAACGAUGAUUACCCGAUUACGGUCCCCACUGAUUCUGAAAUCAAUAAGAACUUCACCAUCACAAUUUCUGUGAAUACGCUUCCUUGUCCAUAUCCUAGUAACAAUUGCACGGCGCCGCAAAAUUAUAAUGCAACUUGGACAGGGAUGCACGCUGCAUCCUUAAACAACCAACGUUUCGUCACCCAAAAUGUCAACAUACUGCAGGCAUAUCGCUGCAACAUAGAAGAUGUCUACACGGAGGAUUUCCCAGACAGACCAGAGGAGUUCGACUACACUGGGGCGACCGGAAAUAAUGAAACAGUUCCAACUGUAGGUACGAAGGUGAUGACAGUUGACUAUGGAGAAGCAGUUGAAAUAGUUUUCCAAGGAACCAAUGUCGGAAACGCAGAGAACCAUCCCAUGCAUAUUCAUGGUUAUAACUUCUAUCUGGUUGGGAGUGAUGAUGGCAAUUUCAACUACUCUUCACGUGAAACUUUUAAUUUGACAUCCCCAGCUGAAGCCAAUACCUUUGGAGUCCCUAAGAAUGGAUGGCUCGCUGUUAGAUUCUGGGCUAACAAUCCUGGAGUGUGGUUUCUACAUUGCCAUUUGGAAAGGCAUGCUUCCUGGGGUAUGGCCGGAGUACUCAUCGUGAAGAAUACAACUACUGACGUAAAACAAAGUCUUUUGGAUCCCCCUGCAGGCUACCCCCCUUGUCCCUAA
Molecule: messenger RNA, 1056 nt
Organism: Rosa chinensis
Lineage: Eukaryota; Viridiplantae; Streptophyta; Magnoliopsida; Rosales; Rosaceae
Product: laccase-14
Exons: 3
Coding region: 1-1056 (351 amino acids)
Molecular function (GO): oxidoreductase activity; copper ion binding
Source: RefSeq, a predicted model, not a curated record